AUGAUGAAAUUUAGAAUUAUAUAUCUGUGGCCAUAUUGCGCACUAUGGAUACAUUGCAUUCUAAGUCGUGAGCCUUUGAAUUGUGACUUCGGAGAUCCACACGAUCUACUGAGCAGCAAUGCUCUCGUUUUCUGCCGCAUGGAUAUCGAUGACACUGAGGAUGCAAGUGUGGUGUGCCCUCGCCGAGUAAACAACACCGAAUAUGUAUGGCAUCCUCAACCAACGCCCGGCGAGAAUUCAAACAUCAAUGCAUACGUGAGCAAUGAAGGUACUUUCCAUCCUGUUGCGCUUUCGGACGUAAUAGUUACCGAAUCGCCAGUUGCAUACAUUUCGGUAGAAUCCGACGUAUCGCAAACGAAACUAAAGUUGGAUUUCCAGAUGGCAGAGAUAUAUGCCAUAACCGAACCCCGCUUGAUAUUCAUUUGUGGUCCACGAAACUUGGUACCGAGUGAUGCAUUGCAACGCCACCUCGACCGCCUCAAUGGAUUAGCCGAAAUGCAAGCAUUCCCAUGGUAUCCAGCUUCUCAGUUGACCCAAGAAAUAAAGAAGGUAGGAACAGGAUUGGGCAUAUUUAACGUUUACCGAGAUCGAACCCGGCUACCUCUUCAAGGCUGUGGCAGCCGCCAUUCUCCAAUAUUCUCUCCGGAUAAUAAGGUAGUCGUAGAUCGAGCGAUGGGCACGCGUUCAUGCGUGGCGGAUCCGGUGUCGUUAUCACCCAUAGGGUUCCUUUGCGAGGGCAGGAUUGAACCUGAGGAUUGCAUGAAAUCACUCUUGGACAAAAAUGGCGAAGUUGUGAAGGCUCCCCAACCACACUUUUAUUGGGCUUUUGAAAACAACAAACCUUUGGCUGUAGUACAAUAUUUUAACAAAUUAGCAUUAUCGCCUUUUCAUGGCGAAUGCAGGUGCGUCGAUCCCGAAACUGGGCGGGUGAAGGCCAGAAUUGAGAUCCGUUCAAAAAACGAAUACAUCUGUGAUAUCGCCAGCAUGAUAUUCCUUAACCGUUUCCGCCCCAUCCAUGGUCCUUGGUGUUCUGUGAUGUUACACCCAGGUAGUGCAUUGACCAUACGGUUGCCAAUAGCGAGUGUCGAUUCGUGUUCUAUCACCGGAGAUUAUAACUACGAUUUCGAAGAUGACCUUUUGGUUCUCCCAUUUUCGCAACUGCCAUCCAUUUAUGAAUACGAAACUGAAUUCCUACCGAAGGACCUAACUUCACUGAGACAGCUUAAAACAACAUAUGACGUUGAUCUUUACGAAGAAAUCCUAUACAACAAAGCCCUUGCUGGCGAUGCCCUCGAGCUGGAUGUUUCCCAAAUGUCCCGUGGAGAGAUAAAACUGAAGUACCAUCCGAACAAGCUCCUCGCUUCAAUAGGAGGGGACAGCUCGUUUUUGUAUCAUUGGACAUUGAUAUCUAGGAACGAGAAUGUUCUAGAUAAGGUUCGCGCCAUUGUGAAUGUAUCCCUUGCGUUUACUCAUAGCUACCUUAUGGUUGGUUGCGACCGAGGGCCGCAGGGCGUGUUUGAUCCGGGGAUGAGUAAAAGGUAUUGUUCAGUCAAACAAAUGGAAAAUGGUAUUGGACCUACAUACGAAUGCACAAUACAUAUUAUGAGGGGACAUAUGAAGGCUGGCAUCCACUGCAGUCCCGGUGAGGAGCUAUUGCCAAACAACUGUGACUCCGUGGGAUAUGAUCUCUACUCCAAUCGUAUAAUACCACCUCCUAGAACUGUUCGAACUGCAACGCGCAACAACAUUCGAGGAUUUCAGGUUUUAGAUUUUUACUUCCUCAACAAUUGCCCUGUCAGCUACGCUUGCGUGUGUGUCGAUCAAGGUGGGUAUGAAAAAUCCAGGCUUGUUUUUGAAACCAAUCGUCACGAGACCGAAACGUACCUAGUGCGUCUCGAAGAAGCGUAUCACAUGGUUGCGCCUCACUUGUUGCCCCCAGUGAGUGAGUUCGGAUUAUCAAAUGAAUUACCGACAUUAACAACAUUGAUUACGGCACCGCACGCAUCGAAAAAGCACAUUAUGCUAAAAGCGGGGACGACGUUGGUCAUGAGUUGCGCUAUUGAUACAGAGGUGCAAAACGUCGAGAAUAAUGGGGCGAUAGACAUUACAUGGCUGCCAGAGAAUUCUGAAUACUUCUAUUAUACAGUGAACCAAACUCCAGGUGGGCCUGCGCUUGUAAAAGCGGCGUACACAGAUUCACUUGUUACUACGCCGGGAGGCCUGGAAGUUAGAUAUAGCGAGUAUGACAAGAGACGACGAUGUAAAGAAUUGGCGAUCACAUCGCAUAGAGGCGCCAUUCUUAUAUCUAAAGAUCCGCUACACAAGAAAUACGUGCCCAUUAGGUACGUCUGCGGUAAGACGCCCGACGCAUCGGACCUCUCCGUCAUCACUGGUAAGAUGUCUGCUUUCCCCAAUCUACCGACUAUCGGAUCCUUGGCACGAUACACGUGGAAUGUCGUUAAGGUUAACGUCGAGACAACGGACCCCUACAUGCAAGGCUGCGGCGUUACCCAGUCAUCCGUUGAAUUAUUCAAACCUGAGACACCCAAACUCUACAACGCCCACGGACAACUCAAGUUUGGUUGCAAGAUCGACAUACAGGCUGCGGGCGAGGCGGCGUUCUACUGCCCUGCGCCAUACGUCCUGGAUCCACCCAACUGCUUCAGCCAGGUAUCUGUGGGCGGUGUUGUCACGAACACAGGUGACCUAAGCAAAUCAUUGGUAUCCUCACAUUCCAACCACUUCGUCAUCCUGCGUUUAUACAGUUCGCUCAUAGGACCCGGUGAGACGAUGCGCCAGACUCCGCCAUUGGAAUGCCGCUGCGUCACCGUAAAGGGCGUCGUUCUCUCAACGGUACAGAUUGAGAAUUACUACGCCAAGUGA
This is a messenger RNA of Babesia ovata, 2883 nucleotides long. RefSeq lists its product as uncharacterized. Lineage: Eukaryota; Apicomplexa; Aconoidasida; Piroplasmida; Babesiidae. The transcript has a single exon. The coding region runs from base 1 to 2883 and encodes 960 amino acids. The record is from RefSeq and is a predicted model, not a curated record.